Messenger RNA from Vanrija pseudolonga, 1656 nucleotides. Its product is annotated as Lactose permease. The record is from RefSeq and is a predicted model, not a curated record. Gene Ontology annotation, molecular function: carbohydrate:proton symporter activity. Bases 1 to 1656 code for a protein of 551 amino acids. Gene Ontology annotation, biological process: transmembrane transport; carbohydrate transport. The transcript is spliced from 6 exons. Lineage: Eukaryota; Fungi; Basidiomycota; Tremellomycetes; Trichosporonales; Trichosporonaceae. Gene Ontology annotation, cellular component: membrane.
AUGGGCGUCCCCGGCGGCGCUACCUCCGCGGGCGUGUCCACGCAACUCAUGACCGUCAUUGGCGGCCGCGACACGCGCUGGUACAAGGGCAGCUUGCUCAAGCUCAACCUCCUCAUCUUUAUCGUCCUCAUCGCUUCCAUGACGAACGGUUACGACGGCUCCAUGAUGAACGGCCUUCAAGCCCUCGACAACUGGAAGGAGUACUUCCACCACCCUGAAGAGAAGCCCACCCUGUUCGGCGUGUUUAACGCGAUUCAAAACAUCGGCAACAUUCUUGGCCUCCCGUUCGCGCCCUACGUCUCGGACCUCUUGGGCCGUCGUAACGCCCUCAUCCUCGCGUGCACCAUCAUGAUCGUCGCUACGAUCAUUCAGACGGCUGCCAAGAACGUCGGCAUGUUCAUCGCUGCCCGUGGCCUCAUCGGUUUUGGACUCAGCUUUGCCAACAUUGCCGCCCCCGUGCUCAUCACCGAGCUGGCGUUCCCGACGCAGCGUGGGCCAAUUACAUCGCUCUACAACUCGUGCUGGUUCCUUGGAGCAAUCGUCGCCGCGUGGACGACGUACGGUACCUUUAGGAUUCAGAACACUUGGAGCUGGCGCAUCCCGUCGCUUCUCCAGGGCCUGCCCGCCGUCGUUCAGCUCGGCCUCAUCUGGCUCAUCCCCGAGUCUCCGCGCUGGCUGGUCGCCCACGGGCACGACGACAAGGCGAUCGCCUUCUUGACCAAGUACCACUGUAACGGUGACGCGAACGACCCGCUCAUCCAGUUCGAGUACAACGAGAUCAAGGAGACGAUCCGCAUGGACAAUGAGGCCAAGAACUCGACGUCGUGGAAGUCGCUCUUCACUGAGAAGGCCAACCUCCGUCGUAUGCGAAUCAUCAUUGCCAUCGCCUUCUUCUCGCAGUGGGUGGGCAACGGCCUCAUCAGCUACUACCUCACGCUCCUGCUCAAGGGCGUUGGCAUCACCUCUGAGGGUGACCAGACGCUCAUCAAUGGUAUCCUGCAGAUCUGGAACUACGCGUGGGCGAUCGGGGGUGCGCUCGUCGUCGACAGGGUCGGCCGCCGCUUCCUCUUCCUUGCCUCCAUGACCGGAAUGCUUGUCUCGUUUGUUGCCUGGACAAUCUGCUCAGCCACGUACGCCAAGAGCUCGGUGUUCGACCCCGCGUGCAUUGCCGAGAACAAGGGCAAGAGCAACAACUGUGUCGCGAUCAAGGCCAACAAGGGUGCGGGUUACGCUGUCAUCGUCUUCAUCUUCACCUUCUUCGCGUCAUACAGCAUUGCCUUGACCCCGCUUCUCAUCUCGUACACGGUCGAGAUUCUCCCGUACCGCAUCCGCUCCAAGGGUCUCAUGGUCCUGUCGCUCACGAUCUCGGCGGCGCUUGUCUUCAACCAGUAUGUCAACCCUAUCGCCCUCGAUGCCCUCGGCUGGAAGUACUACAUUGUCUUCUGCUGCUUCCUUGGAUUCGCCUGGGUCUACUGCUACCUCUUUGUCAUCGAGACGCGCGGCCCCAAUGGACCCCUGCCCCUUGAGGAGGUCUCGUCCGUAUUCGAAGGCCCGGGCUACUACGGCUUCCAGAAGCGCCCGCACCAGAACAAUAUCGACGAUGAGAACCCCGACCUCGAUGUCAAGGACGUCAAGGAGCACGUCGAGCACAAAUGA